Molecule: messenger RNA, 567 nt
Organism: Letharia columbiana
Lineage: Eukaryota; Fungi; Ascomycota; Lecanoromycetes; Lecanorales; Parmeliaceae
Exons: 5
Coding region: 1-567 (188 amino acids)
Source: RefSeq, a predicted model, not a curated record
AUGGGUGACAAGGGACUGUGUUACAUUCAGAUCGGUCUGGCCGAAGGUUACUCGCACGCUUAUGCAAGUCUCUACGAAGUCCAGAAUGCUGCCAAUGCAGUUAUUUCAAAAUGUGAGACGGGCGACGAAUUGCAAGGCGGAAGUGCGACCAACAUGGGAGCUGACGGCGGACUUACCAUGUUUUUAAGUGCCUACCAAGCAGCAGUCGAAUGUCGUGGAACUUUCGGACCCCGCAAAUCCUGUGUGACUAUUUUGGACGACAUGGAGGUUACGCAAACAACCGAGGUAUUCGGCUCUAGAACUGAUCCUGCUGCAAAAGUCAGACUUCCAGCAAUUGUUGCAGCUAGGGACGGUAAAAGUUCGCUUCGUGUGUUGGGCAAUUCGGAUACGACGUCUUGGUAUCGGAUUUGGGAGGCUGCGAUGCUUGUCUAUUCAGUGUGUGUGAGAAGUGGAAUGGGAGGGAGCGUGAAAGGACUCGGUGAUCACGGCAAUAUCUUCUUGACGAUGACUGCUCGGACUGGCUCAUUGAGCAAUGUUACGCAGGUUACAGUUGCCAAACACGACUGA